AUGGGCUCGCGGGACCUGGCGAAUGCCACCGGCGUGCAUUGCUGGGCCCGCACCGAGCGCAUCGUGGAGGACCUUCGCACUUGCCUGGAGCGCUACGAGUGCCGUGCAGGUGGCAACGUGUCUUGGCCCAAGUUCGACAGGCUGCAGGAGAAGGAGAAGGCCGGGAAGCUCAACAAGAACCCCACCGCGCACACGAGCUGCACCGAGUACUUCGACGAGGAGACGGAGGCCCUCGUCCGCAAGCACGACAGCCUGAUGUUCGGUUUCUUCGAGCCCGCGUUCUGGCAGCCGCAGAGGUGCUGCCACGCCUGA
Prorocentrum cordatum is the source of this 312-nucleotide messenger RNA. NCBI's taxonomy places the organism in Eukaryota, Dinophyceae, Prorocentrales, Prorocentraceae. The record is from the annotation of a GenBank genome assembly.